Olea europaea var. sylvestris is the source of this 1305-nucleotide messenger RNA. RefSeq lists its product as uncharacterized. The record is from RefSeq and is a predicted model, not a curated record. Gene Ontology annotation, molecular function: RNA-DNA hybrid ribonuclease activity; nucleic acid binding. The transcript is spliced from 4 exons. Lineage: Eukaryota; Viridiplantae; Streptophyta; Magnoliopsida; Lamiales; Oleaceae. Bases 1 to 1305 code for a protein of 434 amino acids.
AUGCCCUUUGGACCGAAGAAUGUUGGAGUAACAUAUCAAAGGUUGGUAAACAAGAUCUUCGCCAAGUUAAUUCGAAAAACGGUCGAAGCAUAUGUGGAUGAUAUGGUGGUUAAGAGCAAACAGCUAAAUAGUCAAGUUUCUGAUCUAGAGGAAGUGUUUGCUACGUUACGGAGGUACAACAUGAAUCUCAACCUGGCAAAGUGUGCGUUUAGGGUGGCAUUUGGAAAAUUCUUGGGUUUUAUGAUCACGCAUAGAGGAAUAGAGACAAAUCCUGAUAAAAUCCAAGCUGUAAUAAGUAUGGAGACCCCUAAGUGCAAAAUGGACAUUCAGAAGUUGACAGGUCGCGUAGCAGCACUGAACAGUAAGCAGUGUCUUGGUAAAGGAAAAAGGAAGAUUUCAGCAACCUGUUUACUUGUAAGUAAAGUGCUCCUCGAUGCAGAAACACGAUACACGCUUGCAGAACAGCUCGCCCUUACUUUGGUAAUAGCUGCCAGAAAAUUAUGGCCGUACUUUCAGUCACAUCCAAUUGUUGUGCUCACUAACCAACCUCUUAGACACAUACUCCAGAAGCCGGACGUCUCAAGAAGACUGCUGAUAUGGGCAAUUGAACUCGGUGAAUUUGACAUAGAGUUCAAACCACGACCUGCAAUCAAGGCCCAAGCUUUGGCCGACUUCAUAGCAGAGCUUACUUCGAGAUCCUCAGAAACACUGGCCAAAGAGAUACAGUGUGCUCUCAGAUUUGAACUCGAGGCUACCGAUAACAAAGCAGAGUAUGAAGCCAUUGUCAUAGCCCUGGAACUCGCGAAAAAUCUUGAGUGUGAGCGUGUCAAAGUUUUCAGUGACUCACAGCUAGUAGCUAGAGCCGAAAAUGCCAAAGCUGAUGCAUUAUCCAGACUCGUCUUCAUAGGUUUGAACAGGCUCGAUAGAACCGUGCACAUCAAGAUAGUUACAGAACCCAGCAUAGCUCAAAAGCCAAGUGUCAUGGACAUCGACCAUGAGCCCUUCUGGAUGGAUCCAAUAGUUGAUUACAUAAGUAAUGGCAACAUACCUGCAGACCCUCGGCUUGCUAGAAGCAUUCGGUAUAGAGCUGCUAGGUAUUGUAUAAUUAAAGGAGUCCUGUUCCACAGGAGUUUCACAGUCCCAUAUCUAAGAUAUCUCAAACCUUCCGAGUCUCUUCAAGCAAUGACUGAAGUUCAUGAAGGCAUUUGUGGAAAUCUCCAGGGAGCCCGAGCUCUUGUGUAUAAGUUGAUAAGGUAUGAAUACUACUGGCCAAGUUUGAAGAAAAAUGCCACAGAUUAUGUCUAG